AUGCUGUGCUCCCACAAACGCCUCCAAGCGCUUAAGAACAUAAGCAUUGAAAGGAGAAAUGCCCAACAAACGACACGAGGAAUAACACACACACGCACACACACAUCCUCCACACAGCAGGCCACCGCCCACUGUGUCACGCCGCAGUCAUACAACGCCUCAACGCCACUCACAGAACGUUUCACUCCUUCGCCGUUUUCUUCCGCAACACCUCAAGCGGUUUGCAUGUGGGGCACGGCGUAUAGAGCGCAUCAACCGCCCGCAGCGCAGCCUCUUCCAUCGCAGCCGCAACACGCCGCCCACCGGCACGGUGAAACAGGACGCCAGCUGCACUCACAUAGACAACGGCCUCCUCGUCAACGUUCGCCC
Messenger RNA from Trypanosoma grayi, 369 nucleotides. RefSeq lists its product as hypothetical. The record is from RefSeq and is a predicted model, not a curated record. The annotation marks the transcript as partial. NCBI's taxonomy places the organism in Eukaryota, Euglenozoa, Kinetoplastea, Trypanosomatida, Trypanosomatidae. The transcript has a single exon.